AUGUCCUCUUCCACCAGCCCCAGAAAGCGACAACGCGUUAUUGACGAAGAAGAAAAAGUACUGGCAUUUAUUAACCAUCCAACCCUCUAUUUUGACGAUGGCAACAUUAUAUUAAGCUGCGGAAGCACUCUAUUUCGCGUGCAUCGCUCCAUUUUAUCCAAGCAUUCGUCUGUCUUUCGGACGAUGCUUGACCCUGAAGUAGAUGUCAAGCGCGAAUACAUGCGGGGCUUCGUACACGUUGCUUUAGAUGACACCAAGGAUGAUAUUGAGGCGCUUUUGAACGUGAUCUACAAUGGCUUACGGAUUGACUUUCCCGAGCUGACUGUCGAGAACUUCACUGUCCUCUCCGGCAUUUUUCGCAUGAGCUCCAAGUACAAAAUCGACCGUCCACGUACAGACAUCAUCGAUCGCAUUCAACAAGAAUGGCCGUGCUUGCUCGAGCAGCACGACGCUAAAUACGAGGCCUUUCGCAAGCGCUAUGAGCAGACUUCUUCUCAUAUCUCGCAAGGUGGGCAACUUGUGCCCAAUCCUCACUACGACUUUGCAGUAGCCGCAGCCGCUGGUGAAGAUAUCGUCGUACAUCCCGCGAGCGUAAUCGCACUUCUGCGCGAAGGAGGCUGCAAUACACCUUCCAUCCUCGCGCCACUGUUUUAUGCACUUAGCUGUGACACCUGGCAGUUUGGCGGACCCGCGGUGGGCCACCAUAUUGCGCCCCUGGCGCUCACAGACAUAGAGCGAUUCAUCGUUGGAUUGGAACGUCUCCGCGCCACGCAUGCUGCGUACGCUGUCCAGGGACCGACGUUUGGUAUCCCUGCAUCCCAUGUGCCUGUGUGUUCCCCUGGUAUUCGGAGCUACUGGGCGGAAGUGUCGAAGGCGCUGUUGCAGAGAACAACUGGAUCUCGCCGACCCAUUGAGGACUGGAAAGAUGUGAUCGCUAUAGCGAAUCAAGAGGGAGGGUUUACCGCAUACGGUGUUUGCCCAGAGUGUUCUGCAGCAGCGAUCAGAAACAUGAAAAGUAUACGACAACAGCUCUGGAGACAACUUCCUACUUUCUUUCAGCUGAUGUGA
Molecule: messenger RNA, 1068 nt
Organism: Fibroporia radiculosa
Lineage: Eukaryota; Fungi; Basidiomycota; Agaricomycetes; Polyporales; Fibroporiaceae
Exons: 2
Coding region: 1-1068 (355 amino acids)
Molecular function (GO): protein binding
Source: RefSeq, a predicted model, not a curated record